Tribolium madens (black flour beetle) is the source of this 1916-nucleotide messenger RNA. Its product is annotated as nicotinate phosphoribosyltransferase-like. The record is from RefSeq and is a predicted model, not a curated record. Gene Ontology annotation, molecular function: nicotinate phosphoribosyltransferase activity. The transcript has a single exon. NCBI's taxonomy places the organism in Eukaryota, Metazoa, Arthropoda, Insecta, Coleoptera, Tenebrionidae. Bases 164 to 1816 code for a protein of 550 amino acids. Gene Ontology annotation, biological process: NAD+ biosynthetic process.
UUGGGGUCUGAAUCGAUUUUUUUCGGCAUUCAGGUAUGCCAACCUGGGCGCUAAUUCCACUAAAGUCACCUCCAAAAAUGUAAUCACCUUUAAAAAUUUGAACACAAUUAGUCCGAUAUGUGACCAAAUCAUUUAAAGAAUUUUAGUGCGUGAAAUCUCCACGAUGUCUCGUCAAUUGAACGGUUCUGUGACUCCAGAGAAGAGGUUAGGUCAAAACUCGAUCGUGCAGCCCCUUUUGACCGACUUGUACCAAAUCACUAUGGCUUACGCUUACUGGAAGUCGGGGAAAAUCCAAGACUACGCUGUUUUCGACCUUUUCUUCCGCAAAAACCCCUUCCAGGGCGAAUUUACAAUUUUUGCAGGCUUGGAAGAAUGUGUCAAGUUUCUCGAUAAAUUCUCGUAUUCCAAGAGCGACAUUGACUACAUCCGCCAGAUCCUGCCCCCCACCGUCGAGGAGGAGUUCUUCACGUACCUCACUACACUCGACGCCCGUGGGGUGUCUCUCUACGCUAUAAAAGAAGGCAGUGUUGUCUUCCCCCGAAUUCCACUCCUGCGCGUCGAGGGCCCCCUCAUCGUGGUCCAACUCCUAGAAACCACCCUCCUGAACCUCGUCAAUUACGCCAGUUUAAUUGCAACAAACGCCUCGCGCUACAGAAUGGCCGCAAACAAGUUGAAGUUGUACGAGUUCGGGUUACGGCGCGCCCAAGGCCCGGAUGGGGCCCUCUCGGCCUCCAGGUACACCUACAUUGGGGGCUUCGACGGCACGAGUAAUGUCCUAGCUGGGAAACUGUUCAAUAUCCCGGUGAAGGGCACCCACGCCCAUUCCUACGUCACCUCGUUCAAUAAUCUCAGUGAGCUGGUGAUAAAAACCCUAGUGCCGAAAAAUGGUGGCAAGCCUGUUGAUUUUCUUGUAUUGGCAACGAAAUGGCGCGAGGAUUUGGUUUCAAUCUUCAAUGUUAUGCUAUCGGAGGUGAAUGAUGGGGAAUUUGCGGCUUUUAUCUCAUUUGCGGUCUCGUUUCCUGAUAAUUAUUUAGCACUAGUUGACACUUAUGAUGUCAAAAAGAGCGGUUUGGUGAAUUUUAGUGCCGUUGCAUUGGCUUUACUCGACUUGGGGUAUUCCCCUAUAGGGAUUCGGUUAGAUAGUGGCGACUUGGCGUAUUUGUCUGUAGUCGCAAGGAAUGUUUUUGGUGAAAUUAGUGUGAAAUUUAAACGUCCCCAAUUUUCCAAAUUACUCAUCAUGGCCUCCAAUGAUAUAAAUGAGGAGACUAUUUUGAGUUUAAACGAGCAAGGGCACCAAAUCGACGCGUUUGGUAUAGGCACCCAUCUAGUGACUUGUCAAAAACAACCAGCGUUGGGUGGGGUAUACAAAAUGGUCGAAAUUAAUGGUCAUGCGAGGAUUAAAUUGAGUCACGAUGUGGGGAAAGUCACCAUUCCUGGCCGCAAAGACGCCUAUAGAUUGUAUGGGGACAACGGGAAUGCGCUCAUUGACCUAUUGCAAAUCUCCUCAGAGGCGCCCCCAAAAGUUGGGGAAAAGGUCUUGUGUCGGCACCCGUUUGAGGAGUCCAAACGGGCAUUUGUCACGCCGUCGAAAGUCGAGAAAUUGCUGUUGUUGUAUUGGCAAAACGGGAAGAUUUGCCAACCGUUGCCCAACAUGCAGGAGAUUAAGGAGCGAGUUGUGGAUAGUUUGAAAAUUUUGAGGCCGGAUAUUAGGAGGACGCUGAAUCCGACGCCGUAUAAAGUCGCUGUUAGCGAUAAUUUGUACCGGUAUUUGCACGAUUUGUGGCUGGAAAAUGCCCCCAUUGGGGAGUUGGCGUAGGGUUAGACUAGUAUUUUAUAUAACAUUCUGUAUUUUUCAUUAUUUUUUCAUGGUAUAUUGUUUAUUAUAGAUUAUAAAAUAAAGCUUUAUCUUGCGUAGA